CAGCGACAAGCCGAGCGCCUCAGACAGUCGUUUCGUUCUGUGGUGCUAGCAGCACAGCCAGCAACAACCAGCCGCCUGAAUGUAGAUCCGCAUGGGCUACUACUGUUCUAUCUCUCCGAAUAACCCAGCGGAAUCAUAAGAUAAGGAUCCCAGGAUGGUCUUAGUGCAUGUCGGAUAUCUGGUUCUUCCUGUAUUCGGCUCAGUAAGAAACAGAGGAUCCCAUUUCAACCGGCAACAGCAGCAGCAGCAGCAGCACAGCCAUGCUACCUCUUGCCGGCACUUCCAGUUAGGUCCUCAGGCUCCGCUGCCCAUGGACUUCCCCAUGCCCCACCCAGGGCAGCCACAGUCAGGCAUUAACCCCCACCUUGCCCCUCCAGGCCACCAGCAUGGCCCUCCACUACAUCCUCCCCUCAACACUCUGCCCGCCCCCCAGUUCCAGGACAUCCCUGCCCCCCCUUUCCUACCUCAGGCAUUACACCAGCAAUACCUCCUCCAGCAGCAGAUCCUCGAGGCCCAGCACCGACACAUCCUGCCACCCUCCAGCAGACGCACCCCAGAGAGAGUUCCUCACCAGCCCCACAGACUGCGGCCCGGGUACGAGUUUGCCCCCCCUCUUCAUGUCCCUCCUCAGCCUGUGGUGCAGCAGCCCCGAUACCUGGCUGAGGGUACAGACUGGGAUCUGAGUGUAGAUGCUGGGCUGCCUCCCCACCAGUAUCACAUCCAUCCGCUGCCGCAGCACUAUCAGCACUACUUGACCUCUCCUAGGAUGCAUCACUUCCCUAGAAACAAUGCCUCAACACAAGUGGUUGUCCAUGAGAUCAGAAACUACCCGUAUCCCCAGCUGCACUUGCUGGCUCUGCAGAGUCUCAACCCAUCGCGCCACGCGUCUGCUGUUAGAGAGAGCUACGAGGAGCUUCUGCAGCUGGAGGACAGACUUGGCAGUGUAAACCGUGGAGCUGUUCAAACGACCAUAGAGAGAUUCACUUUCCCCCACAAGUACAAAAAGAGAAUACCCCAGGACCUAAAGAUGUGUCUGGAUGAUGAGGAGCUCGACACAGAUGAGAAGUGCACCAUUUGUCUGUCAAUGCUGGAGGAUGGAGAGGAUGUCAGGAGAUUACCCUGCAUGCACCUCUUCCACCAGGCGUGCGUGGACCAGUGGCUGGCCACCAGCAGGAAAUGCCCCAUCUGUAGAGUGGACAUUGAGACCCAGCUGACCCCGGACAGUUGAUAGCUCCUGUCCACUCCUGCAGCUUUGGAUCUGGAUCUUGUUCAUUUUCCGUCGCCUCCCUCUGGGAGGGGGGAAGCUCUGCCAAACCGCCCCUCUUCUCCUCUCUGCAUCACUCUGCAAGCCUGCCUUCUGAGACAGCUGUGACGGAGGGAUCAACAAAGCACACUCACCCGCAACACAACGAGGGAUGGGGGGGGGUUGAUGCAUUGAAAGGUGGGCUGGACUGAAGGUUGGUUGAAUGGUCUAAUGGAUGUAAAAUGUAGGAGGAGCAGACAUGUAUGGACAGAUGUGCCGAGGCUUCACACGAUUCUGUCAGACUGUGUUUCCUGUGUACAUUUCUCCAUACAGCCACUGAGAGAGGACACUCUGACUGACUACCAACCUGUGUGUGCUGAAUUAAGGCCAUUUCUCUGCCACUAUAUCUAAACCCUCUCCCCCACAGGCCUGUGAAAAAUCCUUUAAGCUGCACUCUGCCCAAGCCCUCAGCACAUCUGUACAGAACAAUUUAAAAUGAUUAGCAUGAGGUUGUUUGGUGUGAACUCUUGUAGCUGAACGCUUGUUGUGUCAUGGAGUAUAGUACAGACAAAGUAUUUACAGAGUAACAGUGUUGUGUAGCAAGCAAAAGCCUUUUGAGAAAUAUGUUUGUGAAAAAUAAUCCUACAGAGAGGGCGACCACGGCUCUAACAGCGAGAAUAUUCAGUGUGUUCAAUCAAUGAGGAAACAGCUUGUUGUGUUAAAAAAGGCCAAAAAUCCCUCUUUCUUGUCUCACAUGGUUUUUGGAUUAACAGUUAGUAGAUGCCAUCAGAGUUGAUGCUAAACCCGCUAACUGCAGGCAUGGCUUCCAGUGAUCUGUGUAGUGUCGUAGUCGGGCCUCUAUAAUCUAGAGCAGAGGCCUCAGAUGUGCAUGCUGUAUGGCAGGCUUGGGCUGUGUCGUUAAUAUUGUGGAGCAGUAGAAAACAGGAACUGUGUCUGUGCAUGUGAACCGUAUACUAUGACUGAUGAUCCCACUCAUUCAUAGAGGAGGACAAGAAUGCACCUAACACCCCCCCCCCCUCACCUUCCCACACCCCUUCCCUACUCAUCCAGAGUAGACCAAAGUUGCCCUUAGACACCGAUCUCACAUCGUUGUAGCAUUUUUCUCCUGAUACUUGAGGUGUCAAGGAUUCAAAGAGCUGCUUGCAGAUCCGUGUCUAACUGCAACUCCUUUGUGUUGCCUCGCUCAUGUCAUGGCGAGAUCAUGACAUGAGAGGCCGGCAUGGGCUUGAGGAUGCAGUGCCUGAGUCUUGCCACCAGAGUGACUAAAAUCUGACAUUUGUAUGACCUUUUACCAGAACCUUAUUGCCUAUCGAACAAGCACAUGUGAUUUCUAUACACAGUGAGUCGCCUCUGUUGUGUAUCGGCUCCUUUUCAUUUCAAUCUAGGUUGUUGCUCCUGCUGUUUGAUAAAAACAAAAAAAACUGUGUCUGGUGUUACAGGGAAAAUACAAACUAGUUUGCCUGUGAUAUUUGCUAGAAUGUGUAUGAUUGUCCCCCACCCCCUUCCCCCAUGGUAGUAGUGUAUGGUAUUGCUAGAACAACUGUGAUACGUUCAGUGAUAGAAGCCGUUUUCUCUUUAUCAUGCAUGAACCAUGUCGGCGUAGUUCACUUGAAGGAGGGUGAAAGGGAGAAAAAGCCAUCCAUUUGAAAAAUACCAAACAAUUGUUCUUAACAGUAAUUUUAUUUCAAUUGUCUUUUUCUUUUCUUCCAUUGUUUUCUUUUCCUUAUUACUUGUCUGUCUUUUUUGUUUUGCUCACAUGCCAAUUUGGACAUGGUACUAAUAUGCCAAGUCCCUGUCCAUUUUAACCAUCGUGAAGAAAAAGCUGCAAUGCUGCAAAAACAUAUUUAUUGUUGUUCUAAUGUAGCUUGUGUUUUGUAAAUGCACUAUAAUAUGGAGUUGCCUGGUUUUUGGUUUGGUGGUGUGGGUUCUUCUUGUCCUAGAUUUUGUGUUUCUAUUCAGUUCCAAGUAUUUUCAUGCUUCCUUGUGUAUUAUCGGAGGGUAACUUGACUGUUUGUGUUGCGUUUUUUUUUUUUUCCUUUUCUUUUUUGUGUGUGAAACCUCCAUCCAAAAAACGAAAGCUGGAUGAAAAAAGGAGGUUUGCUAGUUCACAUAGAAUGCUGUGAUUAAAGAUGCCUUAAGUAUUUAACAAUCAUUAUUUAUUACUAACUGUAGCUAGCUAGCUAUCGUGGUGGAAUAUUUAAUGUCUCUAUCUCAUAACUUUGCAAUUUAAUCAAUAUAUUUAUUUAAAAUAACACAAAAUAUUAAAAAAAGAAUACCUCAUUAUGCAUUGGUCGGUGGGGAUGCUUUUGCAUGCCGUCUGUGUUUUCUUUUCAAAGGAGAAAAAAAAGAAACUUGUCGAAAGUUUGACUUUUUGGGGGGAGGGGGAGGGGGGACGGGGCGGGGUAUUUCCCGACACACUUUCUAGCCAGCAUGGUGCUGUUGAUCUGGAUUACAUUCCAUUCAUGUCACCUCUUUAUUUGAGUUUUGUGUUUCUCAUAACAUCCCUGCUUUUGAUUGAAAGCAGAUUUAGGGGAGUAAAACCCCGUGUUGUCUUAGUAUGGCUCCAUAAUUAGCUUGCUUUUGUUUUGAAAUACUGCUUUGUUUCCCAUAACCCGUCAUAUUUGAUUUGUUUAUUAUGUUAUUACCAACAUUUCUUCAUAUUCCAUUAUAUCUGGAUCUCAAUUCAGUGCUUCUUACUAUAAUUUAGGACCCACAUAAUGAGCGGUAUCAUUUGAUCUUUUGUAAUGCUUGCAAUAGCUUGGUGUGGGAUUUUGGGAAGUAUCUAACAUGCUAACUUGAGCCAUUGGUCUUAUUGAGCAAAUUUCUGGUGUACUGUGGUUAAACAAUAUAGAUAGCGUGUUUUACACCUGGGUAUAAUAAGCUAACUAUGUUUUCGGUGUGCAUUUCUUAUUAAUACUCUACUAAUCCUGCAAAUGAAUAUAACAUGUAUCGGAUUGGAAUGACGCUGGCUGGUCUUACUAUUAUUCUAAUUUCAUUUCGUGCUCUCACUGGCCUUACCCCACAUCCUCCACAGUGUACCCCAUUUACUCCAGAGCGAACUGGACAGUAGCCAUAGUAUUAACUCAAGCUGAUGAACCGGAAUGAACAGUAGAACUUAAAGCACAAGCUUUUUAAUGCAUGUCCUUCUCAGGUUUUCCUAUGUGUAUGUGGGAGUAGCUCUGUAGACGUGUUUAAUAUGAUGCUGUACCUUCUUGAAUAUUUCAGAUGUUUCUUUGCUGCUGAAAAAAUGUUGAUUAUUAACCUGCCAGUGAAAAAGGGAUGUGGCCAUCUUUGUACAACACACUGCUGUUUUGCUGUAACCGCGCAAUGUUUUAUGAUCUUGAGUAUUUUAUAGAAAAGUAGAAGUAUGUAUCAAUAAUAUGAAAGCAAUAGCUAAAUCAUAAUGAAGAAUAACAUGAUCAGUGAAUAUUGUGGAAAUCUUUAGAUUCACUCUGGGUGGAUUUUGUACUGUAUUUAUUACUAAUGAUGAUGCAAAAAGUUGCAUAGCUUAACCCAAACUGUUCUGUCUCUUUUUUAUUUAUUGUCUUGUAUAUGAUCUUUUUGUAUGUGUUUUUCAAAUAAACUGCCUAAAAUGCUGACAACUAA
Messenger RNA from Labrus mixtus (cuckoo wrasse), 4870 nucleotides. It is a transcript of the gene ark2cb, whose product is annotated as arkadia (RNF111) C-terminal like ring finger ubiquitin ligase 2Cb. Bases 155 to 1228 code for a protein of 357 amino acids. Gene Ontology annotation, molecular function: zinc ion binding; ubiquitin protein ligase activity. The record is from RefSeq and is a predicted model, not a curated record. The transcript is spliced from 8 exons. Lineage: Eukaryota; Metazoa; Chordata; Actinopteri; Labriformes; Labridae.